Messenger RNA from Oncorhynchus keta (chum salmon), 1375 nucleotides. RefSeq names its product FHF complex subunit HOOK interacting protein 2A-like. Bases 74 to 475 code for a protein of 133 amino acids. The record is from RefSeq and is a predicted model, not a curated record. NCBI's taxonomy places the organism in Eukaryota, Metazoa, Chordata, Actinopteri, Salmoniformes, Salmonidae. The transcript has 4 exons.
GUGUGGUAAACAUGCUUUUGAUUGAAUCUCUCCGUUUCAGGUUGCGCCUUCACUGCCCUUGCAGGAGGACUUUAUGUAUCACUGGAAGGCCAUCACACAUUAUUACAUAGAGACAUCGGAUGACAAAGACCCAGUGACAGACACCAACAUCCCGUCUCAUCUGGAGCUGAUGCUGGACAUCCUGACGCAGGAGGAGUCAGAAGAUACUGGGCCAUGCAUGGAGUACCUGCUGCACCACAAGAUCCUAGAGACCGUCUACACCCUGGGCAAGGCAGAUUGUCCUCCGGGAAUGAAGCAACAGGUCCUGCUAGGACGCAUUCGCCAGCCUCUUCUGCCCCACAUCAAUGUCCAUAGACCUGUACUGAUCAUACAACCAACCAUCCGUGGAGAUCAGUGGACAAAGGGCUGGACAAUGGGCCGCACCGAAAAAACGCAUGGUUCCCAUAAAAAGCUGUUAGUUUUGCUGGAUUCUUAAAAUGUGUUUCUGUACGCAGCAUGUGUCUUGGAGUCACUUUUAAUUCUUAUUUGAUCUACCGUUUCUAUCAUAGGCCACUAAUCGAUGGUGGCUCAGGGCGGUAACAUUCUGCUCAUCUGAUGAAGGUGCACAUGGAUCAGAUUCAAACUUUGAAGGCCGAGAUCGAGUCAUUGAAGGCAGACCAGCAGAAAGAGUAACAUUAUCUGAGGGCAGAGAUACGAGGGACAGCUGAUGCAUUGGUCCAGAGCCAGGCAGUAUUGGCAGAGUGUCACUCGUCAUUGACAGAGAGUCAGGCGGAGAAUGACGCGUUGACGAGGGCGAGGAAGGAGAUGGAGUCACAAUCCAUUCCAGGCACACCUGUGAGCUCUGGAACUCCAACUCCUACAGGCAGAGUCAACAUAUGUGGCAACAUAUGUGACAUUUCCAUUUUCCUUCUGACAACAGAACUGGACCAACUGCUCACCAGGCACAGCGAGGGCUGUCCGGAUCGUUACGCUGUUCUGCUAUUCCAAAGAUGUUUAACUGAAGAGAGAUACCACGAGUGGACGCAGAAUACGAACUGCGAUGGAUCCCGAGGCAAAUGUGGCUCUGGGUGUUCGUCAUUAAAACUGUCUCCAGAAGUUUCUGUCCGUGACUGAUGCAACCUGAAAAAGCAUUCAAGAAAGAGUUCAUGAGUACUUGAGGUCACCGAGAAAGUCUAGACAUGGCCUGCUCUCCCUUAUGUAAGGAAUUAUUCAUUACUUUACCAUAUUUACUACAGUAUUUACUGUAGGCUAUGUUUACUUGUCAGACUGCACAGUAGCCCAAUAAACAAAUGCAGGUGGCUUCUAUCUUCAAAAUGCUUUAAAUGCUUUAUUCAAAUGUUUAAAGUGCAUGUGGGCAACCUCAUGCAACCGCAAA